Artibeus jamaicensis (Jamaican fruit-eating bat) is the source of this 4046-nucleotide messenger RNA. RefSeq names its product armadillo like helical domain containing 3 (gene ARMH3). Gene Ontology annotation, cellular component: cytosol. NCBI's taxonomy places the organism in Eukaryota, Metazoa, Chordata, Mammalia, Chiroptera, Phyllostomidae. The transcript is spliced from 26 exons. Gene Ontology annotation, biological process: regulation of Golgi organization. The record is from RefSeq and is a predicted model, not a curated record. The coding region runs from base 379 to 2448 and encodes 689 amino acids.
GGAAGGUCGGGUGCUGGGCACGUCCCUCUUGGUUCCUUUUGGGCCCUCCCGGCAGCCUAGGCGCUGACCUUUGACUUCAACACGGGUCCAACCCUGACCCCUAAAGCUGUGUCCGCUCUCAGAUGGUUCCGGUCCCUGGGUGGCCUUCAGCCCGGCCUAGCCCUGGGGUGAGGGCUUGGGGGAAGACAUCUGAGAACGGCUAAGGAAAGGCCCGCCUCCCCUGAGUUUUCAGGUGUCCCGAAAGCUCCGUCAUGCCUCUCUUUUUAUGGCUGACGGGCUUCAGCCCACCCUUCGCACAGAAUCAAUGGAACAGCUGUGUUUUCUCUGGGUUACUUGGUAUGAACCUGGGAAAGGAACCUGUUCCCAGAUCCUCUAACCAUGGCACAGGUAGAGAAACGGGGAGGUUUGCUCCGAAAGUCUUCAGCCUCCAAAAAACCACUGAAGGAAAAAGUGGUGCUGAUGUAUGACGAGAUCUUCAUGACAGAGGACCCCAGUAAGUGCAGCCCUCGAUUUUGGGAGGAGCUCUUCCUCAUGAAGGUGAAUUUAGAGUACCUAGAAGGCAAGCUGGAAUCUCUUGAUGGUGAGGAGUUAAUGAAGAUCAAGGACAACAUUAAUUGCUUAUUUCAGCACUGCAUUCAGGCCCUGGGAGAGGAGCAUCCAAUUCGAGUUGUCAAUGCAUUGCAGACCUUGUGCGCGCUCAUCCGAGGAGUACAUCAAAAGAAUAAGUCUACCUCUGGGUUUGACAUUAUCAACAUGCUGAUGGGCUUUGACAAGGCGGAGCUGUGCAUGAAGAACUUGAUGGAGAGUUUGGACUCAUUGCUUUGUGCAGAAGGUUCUGAAAGUCUGAAGAGUUUAUGUCUGAAACUUCUCCUUUGUUUAGUGACUGUGACAGAUAACAUCAGCCAGAACACUAUCCUGGAGUAUGUAAUGAUCAACAGCAUAUUCGAAGCAAUUUUACAGAUACUCUCCCACCCCCCAAGCCGUAGGGAGCAUGGGUAUGAUGCUGUAGUCCUCUUGGCAUUGCUGGUGAACUACAGGAAAUACGAGUCUGUGAAUCCUUAUAUUGUGAAGCUGUCUAUUGUGGAUGAUGAGGCCACGCUCAAUGGAAUGGGGCUUGUGAUUGCUCAGGCUUUAUCUGAGUACAACAGGCAGUAUAAGGACAAGGAAGAAGAGCACCAAAGCGGUUUUUUCUCUGCUUUAACAAAUAUGGUGGGCAGCAUGUUCAUAGCAGAUGCUCAUGAGAAAAUAUCAGUACAAACCAAUGAGGCUAUCCUUCUGGCACUUUAUGAAGCUGUUCAUUUAAAUCGCAACUUCAUCACAGUGUUAGCUCAGAGUCAUCCGGAGAUGGGUCUGGUGACAACUCCUGUCAGCCCUGCCCCAACAACCCCAGUCACACCACUUGGUACCACACCACCCUCCUCUGAUGUUAUAAGUUCUGUGGAACUCCCACUGGAUGCAGAUGUACAGACCAGUAAUCUACUGAUAACCUUCUUAAAGUAUAGCUCAAUUGUCAUGCAGGACACCAAAGAUGAGCACCGGCUUCACAGCGGCAAACUCUGUCUGAUCAUCCUCACGUGUAUUGCAGAGGAUCAGUAUGCCAAUGCAUUUUUGCAUGAUGACAAUAUGAAUUUUCGAGUAAACUUACAUAAAAUGCCCAUGAGGCACAGGAAGAAGGCAGCAGACAAGAACCUUCCGUGCCGUCCUUUAGUAUGUGCAGUGCUGGACCUGAUGGUGGAGUUUAUUGUAACACACAUGAUGAAGGAGUUUCCUAUGGAUCUCUAUGUACGCUGCAUUCAGGUAGUACAUAAGCUACUUUGCUACCAGAAGAAGUGUAGAGUGCGCCUGCAUUACACCUGGCGGGAACUCUGGUCAGCCUUGAUAAAUUUGCUGAAGUUCCUUAUGUCAAAUGAGACUGUACUUUUGGCCAAACACAACAUUUUUACAUUAGCCCUUAUGAUUGUGAACCUAUUUAAUAUGUUUAUCACAUACGGCGACACCUUCCUGCCCACCCCCAGCAGCUAUGACGAACUCUACUAUGAGAUUAUCCGCAUGCACCAGAGCUUUGACAACCUGUACUCCAUGGUCCUGAGGCUUUCUACCAAUGCAGGCCAGUGGAAGGAGGCUGCUAGCAAGGUGACCCACGCAUUGGUUAACAUCAGAGCCAUCAUCAACCACUUUAACCCCAAAAUUGAGUCCUAUGCUGCUGUGAAUCACAUAUCCCAAUUGUCGGAGGAACAGGUGCUGGAGGUGGUGCGAGCUAACUAUGACACCCUCACGCUGAAGCUGCAGGAUGGCCUGGACCAGUAUGAGCGCUACUCGGAGCAGCACAAGGAAGCGGCCUUCUUCAAAGAGCUGGUUCGAUCCAUUAGCACCAACGUGCGGAGAAACCUGGCCUUCCACACACUCAGCCAGGAAGUCCUGCUCAAGGAGUUCUCCACUAUCUCCUGAGGCCCUGCCAGCCUGAGCAGCCACUGUCCGCCCUUAUCCAUGAGACUGCGGGGCUGGAGGGGGCAUAGGGGAGAGGGGCUGUCCCCAAGGUUGGAGAACAACACAGACACCGAGUUCUCUUGGUGAAGGCUGCACUUCAGUGGAGCUUAGACAGCAGGUGCCAGGAGGGGCAAGCUGGGGGUAAUUGGGGAGGGAUGGGUGGGCACAGAGAGAAGCCUUCGAGAAUGUAGGGCAUGUCCAGGGGCCAGGGGGCUCCCUGGACAUCCCCUCACAUUUCCAAUUCAGAUUACAAGUUGUGGCUACUAACCGAUUUCCAGGCGCUCUUGGGGCAAGCCUUCGGGUGAUGCCAGCACCUUGAGGAUCCAUGGCUCUCCUAGGCUUCUGAAAACUGACAGCUCUCAGAUCCAGGUGGAGCUAAUUCUGCUUCUUCUGGCCUGGGGCCGAGCUGGGCUUGAAAUCUGCCCCCGCCCCCGCCCCUGCUGGCCCUCUGUCCAGUCGUUCGGAUUCUUAGCUCAGGCUUCGGGCAGGGUAGGAACGGAGUACCUGUUUUCUGUUUUCUAAACCCAGAGCUGACUUCUCUGGGAGACUGAAGAUUAGAAGCCAUCCAGUGCUGGGCUGUCCCGUCACCACUUUCUGGAUUUGAUUCUUGGUACCAGGAGUACCUGUUCGCUUUCCCCUACCCUCCAACCCAUUGGCUCGUCAGCACUGUAGGGCCACAACUUGAGCUUUUCACUUUUAAUCUGGUUUAGACUGUCUUGGGGGGGGUGUGAAGUAAACAUUGACAGGUUUUCUGGAACCCUCAGGUGCCUACUUUGCUGGUUCCCUUUCCAGCAGCUUUCCCACCUCCCUAGCCACCCCCUCCUCUGGGAGCCUCUCCUGCCUCUGCUGAGCUCCCCUCCAGAGUUCCACCCCCUCACCCGGCUGUUGUUUACAUCCAGCCUGCCUGAGAAUUUCCUCUGGGGAGGAAUCUGUUCCUGCUGUGGUUUGGUGCCUGGGAGGGAGAGAACCUGCUGGGGGCAGAGCACCCUCGUCUACCCUCGUGUACCAGAGGCCAGGUGAGCAUCCUGGAGAGGCCAUUUUGUCUACCUGUUUUCUGGGUGGAGCCACGGGCAAGUCUCCUGACUUUUGAGAAGUUGGCCUGUGAUUCCUCUGGACAGUCUCUGGACUGCUGUAGGCAGCUACCUACCGCUGCCUCCUAGGUCGCUGCUGCUCUGAGAUCCCCCCUUUCUGAAACACUUUCUAAAGCCUCAGGAUGGCAGGGAGGAGGAGUGUGGAGGAAGUGCAGAAAUCCAGCAGUGAGCGCAAGCCCGGGACCUUCUUGGUUGCUGUUCACUGAAACUUCAGGGGAGGGGUACUUGCCCUGCUUUGGAACCAGAGCUUUGGCUCCGACGUGGAGCGGACAUGCUCUAGGACCAGAGGCUCCACCAACAUGCUGCCAAGGAAGGAGGUAGAUUCUCAAGAGAUCAGCAGCUGGGUCACCUCUGGUCACUAGACAGACAGCUCAACCCGGGGCACUUAGUGUUUUCCACAGUGGUAAACCCUGGAGGAGCUGGAAGCUGUUGGCAAGCUGAAAUUAUUAAAAAUUGAUUUGUAUGGGA